UUUUAACUGAGCCCAUCUCCUGAAUGAGCUGAACGUUUUGAGAAAUGAACAGCUAACAAUCUGCAGAAGUGGUUAGACAACAUAAAGUGUACAGAAAAAUAAAAGCUAUAAGUGCUGAAUCAGCGUUAACACAGUUCAGAUGAUGAAUUUUGCUGCAGCUUGUUUUUAAUCUCCAUCAGUUUAAAUAUCUGCAUCUUGAGUUAAACGGCUAAAAAAGCUUUUAACAAACAAAACAAUUGUUUUAAUCAUCUGUGGAUCAGCUGAACUGUGUGUGUGUGUGUGUGUGUGUGUGUGUGUGUGUGUGUGUGUGUGUGUGUGUGAUCACUUGAUCUGAUUACCUCCACUCUGUGUGUACAGAUGAGUUAUGUAAUCAGCUGAUCCUCAGCAGCACCUGCAGUGUUUGUUUCAUUCAGGAUUUUAAUGGGAACUGACCCGGAUCAGUUCAGUCCUCUGACCCAUGAUCCUCCCACUGGGUCACAGAACCAACCCCUCCAAUCUGAUUCUGACCUGCAUUAACUGAGAUCAAACAUUUCAGUGUGGACCAGUUAGACCAGUGAAUUACACUAAUCACCAGUCUGACCAUCAUGUUAGUCUCUGUAUUAAACUGUAGAACUGUUCAGCCUGACUAUAAAUUAUUUAAUGAUUUGUGUGGUUAACUACAGCUGCUAAACACACCACCUGGUGCUCCUCGUGCGGUUUGAUCUGUUGAAAAGUCUAGUUUUACAGCGCGGGCUUUUAUUUUGAAGGCUGAACUUCCGGCGUCCUGCCUGUCCCAGUUCCGGUUAGCUUGACUCAGCGGGGGUGACGUCUGCGUUACCUCGGGUUAUAAACACGGGCGGUCCGGUCCGGUCCGGUGCCCUUCCCUCUAUGACCCUCCGUCAGAACAAACACACCGAACUUCAGAGUGUCCAGUGGGACCGAACAGAACCGAACCGGAACCCGUCCUCCCGGUCCUGACGGCAGCCUUCGGAGUUGACCGCGGAGCUGCGCAGAGAUUCCCCGGGGGUGUCCCGCCGCAUAAACAGCACCGACAUAACGGUCCCGACCCACGCGUGGGGGGGUUCUGUGUUUGAUGUGGGUUCUGCAGGGAGACCAGGUACCAUGGAGGUUCGGCGGAGCCCGUCCCGGGGCUCCGGCACCGUGAGGUAACUGGAGCGAGACGGGAGUGCCUGACAAAGCGGCGACCUGUUGCUGGUUCCCGGUGACGCAGCGAGGAUGAGCGGCGGCGCCGGGCUGCUGCUGCUGCUGCUGCUGCUGGGCGGCCGUGCUGCCUUCACGGUCUGCAGGUCCCUGAACGCACCGCGGGACCUCCUGCCUCUGGACGGACAGAGGGACGGAGCUGUGGCAGGCGUGGACAGACGGAGACGUCCCGUCCUGGAGAAGACUCGUCCCUUCGUCUUGUUGGAGGGACAGAGACGAAGCCUGGCUGAAGCUUUACAG
Austrofundulus limnaeus is the source of this 1440-nucleotide messenger RNA. RefSeq names its product disintegrin and metalloproteinase domain-containing protein 15. Gene Ontology annotation, molecular function: integrin binding. Gene Ontology annotation, biological process: innate immune response; integrin-mediated signaling pathway. NCBI's taxonomy places the organism in Eukaryota, Metazoa, Chordata, Actinopteri, Cyprinodontiformes, Rivulidae. The record is from RefSeq and is a predicted model, not a curated record.